Molecule: messenger RNA, 309 nt
Organism: Oryctolagus cuniculus (rabbit)
Lineage: Eukaryota; Metazoa; Chordata; Mammalia; Lagomorpha; Leporidae
Source: RefSeq, a predicted model, not a curated record
AUGAGUGAUGCUGAGAAAGGCGAGAUUUCUGCUCAGAAAUGUGUCCAGUGCCACACUGUGAGAAAGGGGGGCAAGCCCAGGUCUGGGCAGAAUCUCCAUGGCCUGUUUGGGUGGAAGACAGGUCAGGCUGUUGGAUUCUCUUACACAGAUGGCAACAGGAACAAAGCCAUCACCUGGGAGGGGGACAUUCUGAUAGAGUAUUUGGAGAAUCUCAAGAAAUACAUCCCUGGAACCAAAUUUAUUUUCAUUGGAAUUAAGAAAAGGAAUGAAAGGGCAGACUUGAUGGCUUAUCUCAAAGAGGACUACUAA